AUGCUCGCCCCCACCGAUCCCACGCAGCGGCAGCAGGGGCGAGGGGCAGCCGAUCGCCACACCACAAGUUCUGCCAGAGUUGCAAGUCGAGCUAGCGGUGGCGUUCAAGGCGUGUCGAGGCGUGGCGGCAACACGGCUGUCGCCGGUGGUGGAGGCGAGCGGUCUUACCGGCGAACCGUAGCCGCGGUGUCAAGCGGGGCUCGAGUAGGUACCCGGGGCGGAAGGGCUGGUGACGUGGCGGCGGCGGCGGUGGCGGCUGCCGGAGGCGUGACCAGGAGGCCGAGCGACAGGCGUGCCUUGGUCGAAAUGCAGGUGGACCCGGACCGUCCUCUCCCCUUGCCUACGUUCCCGGGCCACGGGAAGCUUCUAGGGGGGGAAGCGAAGCAUCACAGCAAUAAACACCAGCAGCAGCAGGCACCAUCCGGGAACAAUCUGCCUGGCGAUCUCAAGCACCCGGGCAGCGGCGGUGGCGGCGGCGAGGCUGACCAACCAGGAGGAGGGCACUACCACGGGUAUUUCGUGCCGGGGGUGGUUGCCCCCAGGCAGCGGCAGAGUCACGGCCUCCCGCGAGAGCUUCGCGCCAUCUCCACCAUCCCGACCCCGGAAAAACGGUCAGCGAGUCGAGCCACCGCCUCCGCCAUUGGCCAGCGGCGUCGCGUGCGCUCGAGGUCUGCCUUAGCGCAGCCGCCGUCCGCCCGUAGGGCAGCGGCAGUGCCGGCGGCACCCCCGCUGCCCCGCCAAUCGGCGGAAGCAACGGCGAUAGGUCCAGGGAAUGGCGGCUAUGGUGUGUCUACGUCCCGCCCGGAUUCCGGGUCCGCGGCGGCCUUGGCGAGUGCCCGCGACCAGCGCAUGUCGGCCAGGAGGGCAGUGGACGCGCUGAGGAAGGAGAUGCUAGAGCGGGAGGCCAGGCUGGAGCGAGAGCUGGACAGGCUCAGGGACUUGCGAUCGCAACGCACCGCACCCGCUGCGGGCGCCGAAACCGGCCCGGCGCCGAAGGCGGCGCCUGCUCCGAAGGCGACGCCCGCCCCGGCGAUCGGUAGGAGGCGUGGUCCAACAGCAUCAGCAGCAGCAGCAGGAGGAGGGGGGGCCGCUAGCCGCGGGCGACGCCGAGCACCGCCGUCGUCGCGAGUGCAAGCGCCAACAGAGAAGCCUGCUGUUGCUGGUGCUGUUGCUGGUGCUGUUUCUCGAGACUCUGCCGACGAGGAGGCGGAAGGGGCCGAUAACGACGGCGAUGAGGGUGGGCGGGGUUCACGACCGGUGGCUCGAUCAGUCGAGACGGCCGACGCGCAGGCUCAGACGGCAGCCGACGGGGUGCAGCUGUACCUUCACCCCCAGCCUGCGAUCCGCAAGGCACUCCGACUGGGCGCCAACCAACCGUCGCCGAAAGGCCACGCGGCCGGCGCUCAUCACCAGCAGACGAGGAGUGCAGGAAACGUUGUCGAAGAGCACUACCUCGAUGAUGCGUCCUUCUUGUCCCUGAGUCGCCAGCUAGGCGGGCGGCGGCACGUGUCGCCGCCGGGUCCCGUGGUUUUCGUGGAGGGAGAAGGCCGAAACCGUUCCUGGCGGCCGGCCGACGACGACCGACUGCUCCGGGGGGAAGGAGGCUCCUCCGCCGCUGCCUUUGGCGCCACAAGCGCUACUGGCGCCGGCGGCGCGGAGGAUCUCGACGGCGGAGACGCCAGGCUUAUCCUCGCCGCUAAGGAAGGGGGUCGGGAAGAGGACGACGAUGGUAGGCCGGAGCGGGAUAUUCGGCUCACUACUGGGCGGCUCGAGGCGGCGGCAGUAGCGCCGGAGUCGGUGCAGAACGGCGCGUGGGUGGAGCUAGCCGGCAUGUUGGCGAUGUCGGCUGCUCCGCCGACGGCCAGGCCGUCGAUCUCUGAGACGCCUUCUGGUGAGGGUGAGGGGCAGGCUGGGAAGAACUCGACGGAGGCAGCGGCGGCUUCUCCCGAGCUGUUGGACCUCAUGCGAGAGGUGGUGGGGCAGCAGCGGGAGAUGGGGGAGGAGAGGUCGGCCCUCAUGCAGGCGAGAGGAGCCCUUCGUGCGGAGGUGGAGAGCCGGCGCGUCCUCUUGGCCAAUCAGGAGCUCUCCCUUAGAGAGCGGGAGCUGGCCCUCGACAGGAGGGAGGCCGAAUCAGGGGCGGCAUCAGCUGCUUUGCGGCUCACUGCCGCUGCUGCUGCUGGCGCGGACUCAACCAAGAGCGAAGAGGAGGGAAAACGCGGGUCUGCAGACGGAGGGCAAGGGGAACAGCAGCUGGUUGAUCGACCUACUCUGACGGACAGGUUCUGGCCAAUCACAAGCGAGCACGAGGCGGCGGAAUUGGCAGAAGAAUCGGGGUCGGUCACAAAGGGGGAAGAAGGUCCGCGGAUGGGCGUACAAGGCCAAGGUGUCGCGGCGGCGAAGGUGGUGGCGGCUAGAGACGACGGGGGCACCGAGAAAGAGAAGGGGGAGGCGGGGGGUGUAUCGGCACAGCAGCCACCGCCACAAACCUUCAGGGCAUUUUAUUUAAUCAAAACUCUGUACAUACCGAAAGCGUCUGACUACCUGUUGUUCUCUGUCGAAACAAGAAGGUCGAACCUGGGGCGCGUGCUUGCGGCCGGGAGUGGGUGGCGAGACGUCUCUCUGGAGGAAGAUGGCGAUGGAGCGGCUGAGAAGGUCUUCAAAACUUCCUUGGGUCGAGCCUUGGCCGGCGGUCCGGGUGGCGCCUUGGAGGGAGAGGCCGGUGUCCUCGGCGUCGGCGGCGGGGCCAAUAUCGGAUCCGGCCGAUCCAGCACAAGUCGUGCCGCCGGCGAACCGGAUGUUCAGGAACUCCUGUGGGAAGCUGGGAGAAGAGGGGACGCGGAGGAUCUAUCCCCUGAAACGGCCGUCAGGAAGCGAGCGUCGGCGCUGGAGUCUCGCAGGUUCCUCACGGCGAUGACUGAGUCCGAGUCAAAGAGGCGUGCCGAAAGUCGGGAUGGCGGACAUUCAUCCCCUGAGCGUGAUGUUGAUGGAGACAACGAGGCGGAGGCAUUGGAGCAAGAUGCGCGCGUCAAGGCUGCUACAGAGGGUAGACAUAGACAUCCCACUCCCGACUCCCCACUUUCAGUCUCCUCUACCGUACGACAACAAGAACAGCAGCAGCUGGAACCACGGCAAGAGGGUCGAGGUGGCGAGGGGCUGCACCUUUCUCUGGCCACUGCCGUGCUAUCGGUGGCCCAAAGACUUAGCACAGUGGAGGAGAGGGCCUUGGCGAGGGUGGAAGGGGCGGAGGGUUUGGCCAGGAAAGCGAUGGAGGAGACAAGGAGAGAGGCAUUCCAGGGUUUUUGA
Molecule: messenger RNA, 3303 nt
Organism: Ectocarpus sp. CCAP 1310/34
Lineage: Eukaryota; Phaeophyceae; Ectocarpales; Ectocarpaceae
Source: the annotation of a GenBank genome assembly